ACAUGGCUUCAUUAAAAGGGUAGUUUCGGCCAACCUCGAAGCGAAUGCAGUAUUAUCAACAAAGGAUUGACAAGAAGUAACAAGAGGUCAUUCAUCAUUCGUUACCAUGAAUAACUGGCAUUCUGGGAUUUGGCAUGGUAUGUCAUGUAUGGCAUGGCGCGUGGCUGCUUGGUUUGUUUGGUUUGCGAGACUUUUUUUUGUUCUUUUCUUUUGUCUUUUUUUUGGGGGGGUUUUUUGCGUUUUAGUUGAGGCUUUGCGAAAAUGGGUAGGUAGGUCUGGGGUGUCUAUGUUGUGGCCGGUUGUGCGACUUGGAAUCGGGGAUUAGUCCAUGCUGGAUGGUGAGAGUCAUUAGUAUAAGGU
Messenger RNA from Aspergillus candidus, 360 nucleotides. RefSeq lists its product as uncharacterized. The record is from RefSeq and is a predicted model, not a curated record. Bases 107 to 325 code for a protein of 72 amino acids. The transcript has a single exon. NCBI's taxonomy places the organism in Eukaryota, Fungi, Ascomycota, Eurotiomycetes, Eurotiales, Aspergillaceae.